Molecule: messenger RNA, 1842 nt
Organism: Trichoderma citrinoviride
Lineage: Eukaryota; Fungi; Ascomycota; Sordariomycetes; Hypocreales; Hypocreaceae
Exons: 1
Coding region: 1-1842 (613 amino acids)
Biological process (GO): homocysteine metabolic process
Cellular component (GO): cytosol
Molecular function (GO): FMN binding; flavin adenine dinucleotide binding; [methionine synthase] reductase (NADPH) activity
Source: RefSeq, a predicted model, not a curated record
AUGAUGCAGUCUGUGCGAAUGCAGAACCUGUCCCUCGGGACAAACGAGGGCAUGCCCACAACGCCCAAGGCAGAGUCAAUUGCUCCGUCGUUGACCUACUCGGACGAGUCAGACGACCAGGACGAGCCCCUUCGAGCCGAGCAGCCUCGCCAGCGACGCGCCUCCACAAGGCUGAUUGCCCAGAAUGCCCGCGACAUCCAGCGCAUCACGGGCGAGACGACCGCCGAGUUUGUUACUCGCUGCUGCGGCGGGGGCUGCUGCUUGAUGGGCGGGGCGAGGCCGGCCGGCAUCGAGUACGAAUCCGUCCCGUUGCCCGAUAACGAGGCGUUCCGGUCCCUCGGCCUCAAGAUUGGCGACAUCCCAAAGGUCCUGACCAACAUUGUCGACCUCCCGGAGAAGAAGAUCUCCUUCAGCUCAGUCCCCAAGGCCCCGAGCCCGUCCUCUCCCACGGAUUCUGCGAUUUCUCUCGAGCGUGACGGCAGCGAUGUCGACAGCGGCAACAACCUCGGCCGGAUGGCCAUCGACAAGCUCCAGACCGUGGACACCACCAUUCAGCCGCCGCGAUUCGUUCAGCCUCAUCCUCCGUACAACGUUUAUGCGGCCAAGAUCCACACAGCGCGCGAGCUGACCAAAGCUGGCGCCGAGAAGCGCACCUACCACUUUGACCUGGACAUCACCGACUAUCCCGACGAGGAAAACACCGAUUUCAAGGUUGGCGGUGCCAUUGGCGUCGUUGCCCCCAACUCCGAGGCCGUUGUGGAGGAUGUCCUGGACGCCCUGAUGGUGCCGCGCUUCCUGCGAGACAAGCCGGUGCUGUUGAAGACGACGGGCGGGCGCUGGCCUACCGUCUGGGGAGACGACAAGCCGCGCGAGCUCGUCACCACGCGCCGGGAUCUGCUUACCUGGUGCGCGGACCUGCAGUCGUAUCCACCCACCAAGGCAUUGCUGCGAGUGCUGGCCGAGCACGCAACCGCCGACAAUGAGAAGAAGAUUCUCAACUUCCUUUGCGCCGCAGAGGGGCAGGGUGCUUUUUGCGACUUCCGAUCCGGCCCCAGUGUCACCGUUUCCCAGCUGCUGCACGCCUUCCCCAGCUCCCACCCGCCUCUGGACGAGCUGCUGUCGACGCUGCAGCAGCUCAUGCCGCGCUUCUACUCCCUCUCCAACGACCCGCACGAGUCCUUCCAGAGGGGCGACCAGAAGCAGCACCGCCUGAUCGAGAUAGCCGUCACGGUGCACGAGACGGGCGACUGGCGGGAGGGUUCUCGCACCGGCGUGGGGUCCGGCUUCUUUGAGCGACAGGCGCGCAAGUUCAUCGAGGCCCAAAAGGCCGGGGAGAAGGCGGAGUUUUACAUUCCCAUGUUCAAGGGUCUGAUGGCGAACCCCCUGGCCAGGCAGUUCAACGCCGAAGGCCCGAUGCUGCUGAUUGGAGCCGGCGUGGGCAUCGCCCCGUUCCGCGGCUUCGUGCAGCGCCGCCUGAAGCAGGCCAACUGCGCCAACAAGGUGUGGGUGCUGCAGGGCAUCCGCGACUCGCUGCUGGACGAGAUCUACAGCGGCGAAUGGGGCGUCCACGAGGAGGAGGUCAAGCGCGUGGUGCAGAGCCGCCGCGGCGAGGGCAGGUACGUGCAGGAGGAGGUGCGGAACCAGGCCGACCUCGUCUGGAGCAUCGUCAACGCCGUCGACGGCCGCAUCUUUGUCUGCGGCAGCUCAAAGGGCAUGGGCGAGGGCGUCGAGGAGGCGCUCGUCGACGUCGCCAUGGCCAAGGGCAACCUCGAGCGCGAAGAGGCGCGGAAUUACUGGCAGCUCAAGAAGGAGGCUGGCCAGUACAUUGCCGAGACGUGGUAG